CUUAAACUUGUCUUCUUUCUUCCCACUCUUUCUCAGUCUUGUCUAUAUUAUAACCCUUCUGUUAUGUAAGUUGUAAAUACGAUCAUUAUGUUCUGUUCUGUCCAAUCCAAUCUGUAAUCUCUCUGUAGUGAGACUAAGUUUUCAUUGAUAUCCAGAUAGUUGGGGUGAAGAUGCAAGGGUUUUCAGAGAUAGGUGGGUCACAGGAUUUGGCCCAACUUCUGUCCACCAUGCACACUAUCGAGCUUGCUUGUACUUCCAUUCAGAUGCACAUGAAUCCAACUGAGGCUGAGGCAACUCUUUUGUCGCUGUCCCAGUCCCAACAGCCAUAUCAAGCUUGUAAAUACAUCCUUGAGAAUUCCCAGGUGGCAAAUGCAAGAUUUCAAGCUGCAGCAGCAAUUCGAGAUGCAGCUAUAAGAGAAUGGAGUGUGCUUACUUCUGAUGACAAGAGGAACUUGAUAAGUUUUUGUCUGUGCUAUGUUAUGCAGCAUGCUAAUUCUCCCGAGGGUUAUGUUCAAGCAAAGGUUUCUUCUGUGGCUGCUCAACUAUUGAAAAGGGGCUGGCUUGAUUUUGCAGCUGCCGAGAAGGAGUCAUUUUUCUAUCAGGUAAACCAAGCUGUUUCUGGAAGUCAUGGCAUAGAUGUGCAAUUUGCUGGAGUCAAUUUCCUGGAAUCUCUGGUAUCAGAAUUUUCUCCUUCAACAUCUAGUGCAAUGGGCCUUCCUAGGGAGUUUCAUGAGCAAUGCCGAAGAUCAUUGGAGAAGGACCAUUUGAAGACAUUCUACUGCUGGGUACGAGAUGCUGCUUUAAGUGUCACAAAUAGAAUAAUCGAAUCAGGCUCUGCAGUACCAGAGGUUAAAGUUUGUACUGCUGCAAUUCGGCUUAUGCUUCAAAUUCUAAACUGGGAUUUCUCAACAAACAGCAGUCGUGCAGCAAUUAGUGCAUUCUUGGUUGGAGUUAGGCAAGAUGAUUCAUCUAAGAGGUCUGAGUGUAACUUGGUGCAGCCUGGUCCUGCUUGGCGUGAUGUUUUGGUUACUAGUGGUCAUAUUGGAUGGCUCUUGAGCUUAUAUGAAGCAUUGAGACAGAAGUUUUCAUGUGAAGGUUACUGGCUGGAUUGCCCUCUCGCUGUCUCUGCCCGAAAGUUAAUUGUCCAGUUCUGCUCCAUGACAGGAACAAUAUUUCCUUCCGAUAAUGUGCAAAUGCAUGAGCACCAUCUGCUUCAAUUGCUUUCUGGGAUAAUUCAGUGGAUUGAUCCUCCUGAUGUUGUUUCAAAAGCAAUAGAAAAUGGAAAGAGUGAAAGUGAGAUGCUUGAUGGUUGUCGUGGAUUAUUGUCUAUUGCGACUGUUACAAAUCCCUCUAUGUUUGACCAGCUACUGAAAUCAGUAAGGCCCUUUGGUACUCUGACCCUGCUAUCCACCUUGAUGAGUGAAGUUGUUAAGAACCUCAUGACUAAUAACUCUGAAGAGGAAACCUGGAGCUGGGAGGCGCGAGAUAUUUUAUUAGAUACUUGGACUGCCCUUCUUGUGCCAUUGAAUAGGGAUGGCGGAAAUACAUUGCUUCCAUCUGAAGGGAGAAUUGCUGCAGCCAAUCUCUUUGCCUUGAUUGUGGAGUCUGAGCUAACAGUUGCUGCCGCAUCAGCAUUCAAUGACGAUGUAGAUUCCAAUUACCUUCAGGCUUCCAUUUCUGCCAUGGAUGAAAGAUUGAGCUCUUAUGCUCUCAUUGCAAGAGCAGCAAUUGAUGUCACAAUCCCUUUCCUCACUAGGCUCUUCUCUGAGCGCUUUGCACGGCUUACUAAGGGCAGGGGCAUUGUUGAUCAAACUGAAACUCUGGAAGAAAUAUACUCAUUGUUACUAAUCACCGGCCAUGUAAUCUCUGAUGAAGGGGAUGGAGAAACGCCAUUGAUUCCAAAUGCUAUACAAACCCAUUUUUCUGAUAUUGCCGAGGCAGAGCAGCAUCCUAUUAUUAUACUUAGCAGCACAAUUGUAAAAUUUGCCGAGCAGAGUUUAAAUCCAGAAAUAAGAGCCUCAGUGUUCAGUCCUCGACUAAUGGAGGCUGUUAUAUGGUUCCUUGGAAGAUGGUCUUGCACAUAUAUAAUGCCACCUGGAGAAAAUACAGAUCCAAACUCCAACAAAGUUUUGGUGACCUUUUUUGGGCUACAUAAUCAAGGACAACUUGUGCUUGACAUUAUUAUUCGCAUAUCCCUAGCAGCACUAGUUACAUAUCCUGGAGAGAAAGAUCUGCAGGCGCUCACUUGUUACCAACUACUUCAUUCACUUGUUCAGCGGAAACAUAUUUGUGCGCAUCUUGUUCAACUGGAUUCGUGGCGUGACCUAGCAAGUGCUUUUGCUAAUGAUAAGACACUCCUACUUUUAAACACAGUUCACCAGCGAUCACUUGCUCAAACACUUGUUCGCUCAGCAUCUGGCUUGAAUAAUCUGGAGUCAUCAAACCAGUACGUAAGGAAUCUCAUGGGUCAUAUGACAACAUAUUUUGUGGAACUUUCAACAAAGAACGACUUCAAAAGUGUUGCUCAACAACCAGAUAUAAUUCAUUCGGUCAGUUGCUUGUUGGAGCGGCUUCGUGGAGCAGCUAAUGCCUCAGAACCUCGAACACAAAAAGCAAUCUAUGAGUUGGGAUUCUCUGUAAUGAAUCCUAUUUUGGUAUUGCUUGAUGUUUACAAACAUGAGUCUGCAGUUGUUUAUCUGCUACUCAAGUUUGUUGUUGAUUGGGUGGAUGGACAAAUAAGCUAUCUAGAGGCUCAAGAAACUGUUGCUGUAGUUAACUUCUGCACAAAUUUGAUUAAACUUUACUCGUCACACAAUAUUGGCAAGAUAUCAAUAAGUCUUUCAAGCAGCUUGCUUAGUGAAGCAAAAACUGACAAAUACAAGGAUUUACGUGCUCUUCUUCAACUCCUUUCCAAUCUUUGUUCGAGAGAUCUAGUUGACUUUUCUUCUGAUUCCGUCGAGUCACCUGGCACAAAUAUAUCUCAGGUUGUAUACUUUGGUCUUCACAUUGUUACACCUUUGAUAACUUUAGACCUGCUGAAAUAUCCCAAGCUGUGUUAUGAUUAUUUUUCGCUUCUAUCACAUUUGCUGGAGGUUUAUCCAGAGACAGUUGCAAACCUAAACAAGGAGGCCUUUUCACAUGUAAUUGGAACUAUUGAAUUUGGUCUUCACCAUCAGGAUUCAGAAGUGAUUGAUAUGUGUCUGAGAUCUUUGAGAGCUGUUGCUUCAUAUCACUUUGUGGAAACAAAUGGGGGUAGACUCGGUCUUGGCUCUCAUGCUGCUGAAGGCAUUUUAGGCCAAUUCCUUCGUUCGUUGCUACAGUUACUCAUUUUCGAGGAUUACAGCCCGGACCUGAUCAGCAGCGCGGCUGACGCACUUCUUCCGCUGUUACUAUGCGAACAAACCCUCUACCAGAGACUUGGCCAUGAGUUAAUAGAGAGGCAGUCAAAUCCAACAUUUAAAUCAAGACUGGCUAAUGCAUUGCAUUCUUUAACUAGUGCAAAUCAGCUCUCGUCGACCCUCGAACGUAAGAACUUUCAUAUUUUCAGGAAAAAUUUAAACAGUUUCCUGAUAGAAGUUCGAGGAUUUUUGCAAACAAAAUAAUAUGCUUCACAAAAUGCUCGGUCGUUGUGUAAAAUCUUGAGAAAAAUAUGGAGGGAAUUUUAUCCCUAUUCAUUUUGUUCUUUAGUUUUUGUAAUGCAAUGUACAAAAAUUUUUGGGGAGAAAAGGAUAGAGCUGUAGUAGGCCAUUUGCUUUGCUCAAAUUCAUGAUUGUGAAUAAUUCAAGUGAUUGCAUUUGUAUUUGACUAGUUGCAAUUAAUCAACCAAGAAGGUUUUCAUC
Molecule: messenger RNA, 3839 nt
Organism: Humulus lupulus (European hop)
Lineage: Eukaryota; Viridiplantae; Streptophyta; Magnoliopsida; Rosales; Cannabaceae
Exons: 33
Coding region: 171-3602 (1143 amino acids)
Biological process (GO): protein export from nucleus
Cellular component (GO): cytoplasm; nuclear pore
Molecular function (GO): nuclear export signal receptor activity
Source: RefSeq, a predicted model, not a curated record